Hordeum vulgare subsp. vulgare (domesticated barley) is the source of this 609-nucleotide messenger RNA. RefSeq names its product putative ripening-related protein 4. The transcript has a single exon. The coding region runs from base 1 to 609 and encodes 202 amino acids. Lineage: Eukaryota; Viridiplantae; Streptophyta; Magnoliopsida; Poales; Poaceae. The record is from RefSeq and is a predicted model, not a curated record.
AUGGCUAACAUGAAGCUACUGGCCGUGCUCGCCGUCUUGCAGUUACUGUCACUCCACCUCCACGUCCAUGGCGUCUCCGCGUCCGCCGUCAGCAGCGCACACAAGCCCACACAACCGAGGGGCGGCGGCAAAUGCCACAUCAGUGGCUUCCUGCACGGCGUAGCCGGCAAAUGCAACAGGGAGCACGGCUCGGACUGCUGCGUGGCCGGCCACCGCUACCCGCAGUUCAAGUGCUCGCCCCCGGUGUCGGCCGAGACGCCGGCGAUCCUGACGCUGAACAGCUUCGCGGCGGGCGGGGACGGCGGCGGCAAGUCCUUCUGCGACAACCGCUUCCACAAGGACAGCGAGCUGGUGGUGGCGCUGUCCACGGGGUGGCUGCGCCUUGACGGCACCCGCAGGUGCAACAAGAUGAUCCGCAUCAACGGGAACGGGCGGUUCGCGCUGGCCAAGGUCGUCGACGAGUGUGACUCGGUGAACGGCUGCGACGCGGAGCACAACUUCGAGCCGCCGUGCCCCAACAACGACGUGGACGGGUCGCCGGCCGUGUGGAAGGCGCUGGGGCUCAACGAGGACAUUGGAGAGUUCAAGGUCACUUGGUCUGAUGUGUGA